UUUCAAUUUUCUUUCAGUUCAUUGAGGCCAAUAUAUUUUCAGAAAAGAGCGUGAUAAUAUAAAUUAGCUAUCAGGAUACUAAUAUAGUAAAUCAUGGGAAAAGAGAAGUCCAAAAAACGUCGUCGAUCCUCUUCGUCCAGUUCUAGUUCCAGCAGUUCAGAUUCUUCACGAGAGCGAGAGAAAAAGAAACUUCGCAAGUUAAAAAAGAAAUUGAAGAAGGAGCAAAAGAAAACCGAGAAGAUUCUCAAAAAGAAGUUAAAGGAAGAAAAGAAAAUGAAGAAGAAACAGCGGAGCGAAAGCCGGAGCCGGGAAACGUCGGCCAGUAAGCAAGAUGCGGCAGCUGAUAUACCGAUCGAGUUAAUGGAGAAGUCCAAAGCAAUGGCACCAAUGACAAAAGAGGAAUGGGAACAGAAGCAAAGUGUUGUGCGCCGGGUGCUGGAUGAGGAGUCGGGCCGAUACAGGUUAAUAAAAGGUGACGGUGAGGUGUUAGAGGAGAUUGUGUCCCGAGACCGCCACCGGCAGAUCAACCGCCAGGCCACCCAGGCAGACGGGGCUUUCUUCCAAGCUAACACAGUUGACCGGAAGAUUUAACUAUCUCCCUCUUCUUCUUCUUAAUCAAUCUUUUUCAACUACUGAAAAACGUUUUUGACAAAUUAUGGUACAACAUUAAACAUUAAGUUCUGUUUUGCAAUAUCACCACAGUUGUGAGGGGUAGCCAAAAAAUUAAUAGUAGAAUCUUUGAGCAAUCACAAUUUCUGUGGUGUGAUAUUUUUGAGUCAUAGAUUUAUUUAUAAGGACAUAGUAUAAUUAAGUAUUUGGGGAUGUUAAUGAUAAGAACACAAUCAUAUAAAGGGUUGGGUGUGGUGUGGAGAAAAUAAGAGGAAGUCUUGCAGCAAAAUUGGGGAUUCUCUUGUUAUUAAACUACUUACUAGAUAGGUAAAAUAAGGACAUGUCACUUCAGGCUAUGGAAGCUAUUACAAUAUAUGUACUAUAAUUAUAUUUCACUGCAGUGAAAUGCAGUAUUAACUGCAACUCAUUAUUUAUUCAACUUAGCAGGUAGGUAUUUCCUGUAAUGUUGUUCCUGUUACCUUUUCCAAUUAUAUUCCUAUGUAACAUUGUUAAAAACACUAAGACAUUCCAUAAGCACUCUUCUAACGUUGAAAUAUCCUGCUGUUCACUUGGUUUUAAAUAAAGCUUUGAAAAUUCGA
Messenger RNA from Leguminivora glycinivorella, 1208 nucleotides. RefSeq names its product ADP-ribosylation factor-like protein 6-interacting protein 4. Lineage: Eukaryota; Metazoa; Arthropoda; Insecta; Lepidoptera; Tortricidae. The record is from RefSeq and is a predicted model, not a curated record.